Messenger RNA from Moesziomyces aphidis, 3381 nucleotides. The record is from the annotation of a GenBank genome assembly. NCBI's taxonomy places the organism in Eukaryota, Fungi, Basidiomycota, Ustilaginomycetes, Ustilaginales, Ustilaginaceae.
AUGUACUCUGCAUACCGUCCAGACUCGCACGAUCGCGACUCGCGCGUCCCAAGAGUCGCCUCCAGGGCAGGCAGCAUCUCGACCCUCUGGAGCUCAGCAGAGGUCCCCUUCUGCCUCGACCCACGCGUCCACACCGCCGCAGAUGCCCCAGACAGCCACCACCACCCCACACGCAACCCCUCCAUCUCCUACGGCUCGGCACGCUCCAGUCAGCUCUCCAUCGACUUUGCCAGGCUCAGCAUCGACAUCCCAGACGAGUAUCCCAGAAGGCCAGACAGCAUCCGUCUCUCCCCGCCCCGCCCCUCCGCCGCCUCCUCCAGCUCAGCGUCGAGCGGAAGCUCCCCGAGCCGAGUGUCUUCGUUCAACAUUGGCACCAUCGACGAGCAUGCGCCCAUGCAGUCUUCGCCCAUCUCCAAGCUGCCCUACCAUCCACCGAGCCUCGCUGCACAGUCUCGCCUCCUCUCCUCGCGCUUUUCGGAAGACACGAUUGACGAGCGCCCCUUCAUAAACCACUCGUCAUCGCAUGGGACCUUUGGCCCGCCGCUUAGCGAGCUGCGCAAGGCCUCCGGUCUGUCGGAUAACUCGAUCGGCGCUUCCUCCCGCUCUUCGUCUUACCAGGAUCCCACUCAGCCGACGUCGACAGCGCGUGCCGGCGAGGUGCAACCGGCUAAGCACCUCUACCGUCGUGCCUACCGCUUCUUCGACGAGACCUACACCGUUCAGCCUCCGUCCUCUGCUGACGACCGUCCGCUCGAGUCGAUGCCGGGCGCAUGCAGCACGAGCCAAACCUCGCGCGAUGAUUCGCUACCCUCGUGCUCGCGCUCCCAAACCUCCUCCCACGCUACCACCUCGGACUCCGCCUCGGCAUCCAGCGUCACCAGCGCAACGGCUCACAUGCUCGAGCUCAACAAUGCCACGCUCACCCCAGUCUCCGUCCAUGGAGAUACUACGCUGCUCGCUAAAGCGUAUGCUGCCGCAUCGGAUGAUGGUGAGCACCUCAGCAUUCCCUCGCUGCCGAGCUUCAAUUCGGCGAUCACCGCCACCCGCGAGGGGUUCAACCAGCUGCGCGUACGGCCCAGCACCGCCGAUGUUUAUACUCAAGACCCACCCGUGUCGCCGCUCACGUUUCCGGGACAUGCGCUGCCUCUGCAGCCGCAGCCACCCAUGCCCUCGCCCACCGACCAUGGCAGGUUCGAGGUGCGCUCCUACGGCUUGACGCCUGGCCCCGCGCAUCCCACACCGCCUGAGACACAAGCAAAGACCGCCGCCGUAGCCAAGUCGCCGGGCAGGUCGCGCUUCUUGCGCGCGCGCGUGGCGUCCUCGCCGAAACUGCGGCUCGAUGCGUCGUCGCUCUUUGCCUCGGCCCACACGCCCGUGCCGCCUCUGCCGACUGCGGCGGUCAAUGCAGCUGCUGGCGCCGAUGCAGACCGGCGUCCGUCGACGGCGCAGACCGACGGCCGGGCUCCGUUCUUUGGGCGCAGAUUCCGCUCGCGCACGCUCGGAGAGUCGGACCGCGUCGAAGCAUCGCACAACGCAGUUGCCACCAAGCACGAAGAACCUUCCUCCACCUCCGCUCGAGUGUCGGGCUGGGCGACGGGUGUUGCUCGCAAUGGUGGCAAGCGUCAUCCGAGCCAGGUGUCGGCUACAAGCUCGGAGCUCUUUUCGCCGCACGAUCCGCUGCAGCCCACCCCCGGGUCGUCGAUCUGCUCGGCAAGCUCGCCGGCGACCACCAACAGCUCGCUGCCCGUCACGCCGCGUACCACCACCACCUUCCCGCGCCCCAAGAGCCGGGGGACGGGGUCGGCGGCCAAGACGGGUGGAUCCGGAUGGGCGUCGUAUCUCAACGCCGGCCUGACGCUGCAUCUCGAACACGAAGGUCGUGUUGUGCCGGUGACGAUGACCUACCUGGCGUACGAUCCGUUCGGAAGGCCUGAGCAGCUGGUGGAAGGCACAGAAGCUGCACGCGCAAUGACGCCCAAGAGGCCCAAGUCGCGCGGCGACAAGGACCAGGAAGCCGAACAGUCCGGUACGCUCGAAUUCGGACCACUUGAUGACAAGUGUGCACUGGACAUCGCACGCAGAUCCGACGGCUCGGCAGUGCUCAAGCACCUCACGGUCGGGGAGGAUACCAAGGCGGAUCUGCUUACGCGCCAAGCAGCACUGUCGGUCAAGAUGGGUGUCCACCAGGUGGCCGGGUACGAGCGUAGGGGAAGGCUGGCAUGGAAGUUCGCCUACCGCGUAGAGGAGAGUGCGGAGCGACGGCUUGUGCCCGUGCGCUUCUCGUGUUCGGCGACGCUGCUCAAUCCCGAGCGUGCGCGCAAAUCGCGCUUGAUCAAUCUCGUCAAGAAGCAAAUGGUGCCCUCGCUGGCGUCCAAGGCGGUAUCCUCCACGCUCGACUCGCCCCGUUCGGCCUCGCUGCAUUUCGAUACGGCUUCACCUGCUUCAUCCCGGCGUGCGAAUACGACGCUGCCAGAUGGUGUACCGGUCUCGCCCGUUCGACGGGCGGGUACGACGACGCAGAACAGUCCGCUUCGUCAGCCCAGUCGUGCAGGCGCGUCGUUCGCAAGCGCCACUUCGGCCGAUACGAGCUACUCGUCGCAACCCGCCACCCCCGGCCGUGACACCGAUGCCGGUAGGCUGCAGUUGCAGGCUUCGCCCGUAUCGGCACAGUUCGGACAGCCCACAGCGCGGCCUAUGCGAACGAUGGCUUCGGUGGCCCCUGCACUGCAGCUGGAUCUGGGCGAUGCAGGUCACGCUGGCCGUGCACUGCACACCAAACCUUCGUCCAACUCGCUCUCCUCGACCUCAAGCCACGCCAAGCCGAUGGUGAUCAAUGGACGAAAGUUGAUCCCGAUCAGUCUGCCAGCUGGCCUUGCACGACAGACCAAGAUCGAUCCGGCACUGUUGCAGGGGCACAUUGUUUCGCGCGCCGAGGAUCGACAACGAAGCACGUCGAUGCAGUCGGCGCGUGGUGGGUCGAGUCGACCACCUACAGCGUCGGAGAGCAUCAAGAUGGAGUACCUCGCGCGGGAAGAGGGGCUGCGACACCAGCGGUCGUUCGGAGUGCUGGUCCCGUCCGAAUUCGCCGAUGCGCGCGUUCGCAGGGCAAGGAGUAGGACAGUAGAGGCCGAUGAGCGCAGACCAUUCACGGCCGAUGCGUGGGGAGAGGCACAGUAUCCGUUCGAGAACGUGCACAAGGGCAAACAGCCUACCCCGAUGCGUGCAGAGGUGGAUAGGCAGCAGGGAGGAGAGGCGUACAUGCCCCUUUCGGCCCCGCCUAGACCCCAGAGACCUAGGACUGCCCAGACCGUCACGCAGGAGAAGGGCAGGAAUGCAUACGCUGUACAAAGCGCCCGCCAGGUGCAGGUCGCAAGGUCCUAG